AUGGUUGCAGUCAAUCGACAGCAACUUCUCGCAACACGAAGAUCUUGGUUUCCUGGGAUUAUUUUCACUUUCAUCUGUUCGAUAUGCUCGAAGACGGGAAAGGUGAAUUCAUUGGAGGUUGUCCCAUGCGAAGGCACUUCAUGUACUCUUCACAGAGGCAAAAAUUCUACGAUUAAGUUGGGCUUUCAAUCAAACGUGUUUGUUAAGGCAGGGUCCGUUGCUGUUCACGGAGUGAUCGCUCAUGUCCCAGUACCCUUCUCUUUGGAUAACUCGCACAUUUGUGACUUUCUCACGCCAUCUUGUCCGAUCCAGCCGAACCAGUCUUACAUGUACACGUUUUCGCUGUUGGUUCGCUCAUCCUACCCACCUGUAACUGCAGCAUCCGUUCGGCGCAAAGCUGCCGUGCCACCUGAAGAAAGCACAAGGGUUGAAAUACUGCCAGGUUGCGCAUUCCUAAAGAGCGGCAGUCGAGAUGCGGAAGUUGGUUUCGAACCACGAACCUCCCAGUCAAUUCGACUAGAUAUUCGUUGGGAGCUGCGAGAUGACAGUGGGAGUGAUAUCGCAUGUGUGCAGUUCCCCGCGCAAAUUCACGACUGA
Messenger RNA from Opisthorchis viverrini, 597 nucleotides. RefSeq lists its product as hypothetical. The coding region runs from base 1 to 597 and encodes 198 amino acids. The transcript is spliced from 5 exons. Gene Ontology annotation, molecular function: sterol binding. Gene Ontology annotation, biological process: sterol transport. The record is from RefSeq and is a predicted model, not a curated record. Lineage: Eukaryota; Metazoa; Platyhelminthes; Trematoda; Opisthorchiida; Opisthorchiidae.